CACUCCGAGGUGGAUUGCUAUUUGAGCUUGAAUUGAGAAAGUACAGAGUACCCUAUCCUGUCCCACUCCAUUCAUGGCUGCUGACCAGAAUGAAGAGCUUCACAUUGUUAUGUUGCCAUGGUUAGCUUUCGGUCACAUGAUACCCUUUCUGGAGCUCUCUAAGAGCUUAGCACAGAGAGGUCACCGCAUAUCUUUCGUGUCCACACCCAGAAACAUAGCUACGCUCCCAAAACUUCCUCCAAACCUAGUGCCCCUCAUCAGUUUUGUGAAGCUCUCCUUACCUGACGUUGAUGGCUUGCCAGAGAACGCCGAGGCCACCUCCGACGUCUCCUACGAAAAGAUCCCUUACCUUAAAAAGGCCUUCGAUGGUUUGGAGCUACCUUUAGCUCGUAUCCUUGAGAUCUCGCCUCCAGAUUGGAUUAUUUACGAUUUUGCCCCUUACUGGUUGCCACCCAUCGCGUCUAGACUUGGCGUGCCGUGUGCCUUCUUCUAUACGUUCACCGCAGCCGCGAUUGCCUUCUUUGGGCCGCCGAGGCUGCAAGCCCCAUCAAGUGUUGAAAUCGAAUACUCGAGAACCAAACCGGAGCACUUCACUGUUCCUCCCAAGUGGGUCCCUUUCCCCUCCGAUGUGGUGUUUCGUCUCCACGAGAUUUUAAGAAUGUUUGAUAGAGUCGAUGCCAAUGCUUCCGGCGUGUCCGAUGGGUAUCGUUUCAGUUCGACGAUGAACGGAUGCAGCAUCGUGGCCGUUCGAAGCUGCAUAGAAUUCGAGGCUGAGUGGCUCCAUCUUCUCCAAGGGGGACUUUUUAAGAAACCAGUUAUUCCGGUGGGUUUAUUUCCACGUUCAGUAAAAGCUACCGGAGAUGUUGCCGAUGAUGCAGAUGAACGUUGGAUCGGAAUCAGAGAGUGGCUGGACAAACAGAAGGAAGGAUCGGUGGUUUAUAUAGCUCUCGGCAGCGAGGUAAUACCGAGUCAAGAUGAAAUGAACGAGUUGGCUCUUGGGUUGGAGCUGUCCGGGUUGCCAUUCUUUUGGGUACUUAGGAUGCCGACUGGACUAACCGGGUUUGAUUCCGUGUUGCCAUCCGGUUUUGAGCAACGAACCGGGGGUCGGGGUUUCAUUUAUCGUGGUUGGGCACCACAACUAAGGGUAUUGGCUCACCCUUCGGUUGGUUCUUUUGUGACUCACUGUGGUUUUAGUUCCAUCAUCGAAGCUUUUGCCUUGGGUUGUCCCCUUAUACUAUUGCCUCUAUUGAACGAUCAACCAUUGAAUGCUCGGCUGUUGCAAGGGAAGAAGAUCGGGUUAGAGAUUCCGAGAGACGAACGAGAUGGGUCAUUGAGUAGGGACUCAGUGGCGGAAUCACUUAGGAUUGUAAUGGUGGAGAAGGCCGAGUUGUUCAAGGCCCAAGCUAGAGAAAUGAGAAAGAUAUUCGGCGACAAAGCUCGCCAUGAUCGGUACGUAGAUGAUUUUGAUAACUACCUCAGACACCAUGGCCGCCGAUGCCCCAAGAUGACAUCUCAAGCCGGGUUUGAAACCCCGGAAUCGGUGACGAUGGGAAGCCACUAAAGGUCCAAAACAAGUCUUUACUCUAAUUCCAUACAAGGAGUGGAUGAGUCGGAACGGCCAGCCGAACCGGAAUCGAUUCUUGAAACUUUGAUCUCAAGCAAUGACAUUGUCUCCGACCACCCCUGUAGUUUUCUUUCCUUGAGUGUCUCGCGUGAAAGCCACUGAUCUAUGAUCGCCCUUCGUUUGCACCAUUUGUGAUCCACGACCACCCUCCCUUUGCAACGAGCAAAAACCCUGAUCUCAAGCAAUGACAUUGGUAGGGUGACUUAAUUAUUGGGUUUCUUUGAGCUUAUCCAGAAUUUCUGUGCCCAACACAAGGGACUGGGCUCAACCACUUGAUGGUAGGGCUGUGCUUAUAAUACAUUGUUUAUUUGGCCCCAAAUUGAUCCAAUCCUUAUUUUCUAUAA
Molecule: messenger RNA, 1968 nt
Organism: Macadamia integrifolia
Lineage: Eukaryota; Viridiplantae; Streptophyta; Magnoliopsida; Proteales; Proteaceae
Product: UDP-glycosyltransferase 91C1-like
Exons: 1
Coding region: 74-1561 (495 amino acids)
Molecular function (GO): UDP-glycosyltransferase activity
Source: RefSeq, a predicted model, not a curated record